GGAUAAAUAAGAUAGCAAUACGUUAACGUUGCGUUUCAAAAAAUCUUUAAACAGAAACUGCUUUGUAUUUUGUGACUGACAUUGCUGACUUUCAAUGCCCUUUUAUUCCACAGCUAUUGAUUCUAGGGUAUAUUUUCAAUCAAAUCAAAAGAUGUCAUUGUGAUAUCCGAUCUUAAUAUCAUUCAAUGAAAACGUUUUAUUAAUGUUGACGUCGUGACGUCAGAGACGACUAGUUGUAAAGCAAGAAUGCUCCGUCGACUGCUAUAUUUUAGCCAACGAUCGGCUAGUCGCGUUUUGUUCGCUGACUCGACAGCAGCGGUCGGACGCCACGGUGUAAAAACAGGCUCGUCGGCUAACCCCAUCGAUCGAUCGUUAACAAUGUUUUGAACAAAAUCGGAUUUAAGGCAACAUUGAAUUAUUUUUAUAUGAUAUUUGCAAAAUAAUACCUCUCGUAAAACCGUGAAACAGUGCAAGUAUUUCAGGACAAUCCCAAAUCAUUAAAACGACUCACAGACUUUCCAAAUUAAUAAAAGAUAACAUGAAAUGCGAUGGAGCCCACGAAGCGAUGCUCGGCAAUGACAAAUUGGCGAAAAUCGCUAAACAAAAGCAGAAAGAAUCAAAUAAACAGGACGAAUACGAAGCCCUACAGAGUUUCCUGCGCAGUAUCAGCUCAACGGCCACAUUACCACCAUACGUCAAAGGAGAAACAUACUCUUCCGUUCGGGGUGUAUUCAAUCAGUGCCUCAUAACAUGUGCAGUGUUGAUCCUUGCCGCCGGUGCGGGUCAUCCUAUCGGUUUCUCAGCGAUUGCUCUACCACAACUGCAGCGUGAGAAUAGCUCUAUGAGAACAGACGACGAGAUGGGCUCUUGGAUCGCCAGUAUCCACUCGGCAGCUACCCCUCUCGGCUCGAUGGUGUCAGGUCCGGUGAUGGAAGCCAUCGGGCGGCGGCGGACGCUACAGUCCUGCACCGUCCCGCUGGUCGUUGGGUGGAUCAUAAUAGGAACUGCGUCGCAUCACGCUUUAUUGCUCCUUGGUAGAAUUGUCUGUGGCUUCGCUGUAGGCCUCAUGGCCGCUCCGUCACAGGUCUAUUUGGGUGAAAUAUCUGAGCCCAGAUUACGAGGUCUACUAAUUGGAACUCCGUUUGUUGCAUAUUCUCUUGGAGUGUUGUACGUUUACACCCUGGGCGGUCCCCUUAGUUGGAGGUCCGUUGCAUAUCUCUCCACUGUACUCCCAAUAUUAGCAUUUAUUGCUCUAUGCUUCUCUCCGGAAAGCCCGACAUGGUUGGCUAGAAGAGGAAGAUUCCACGAGGCCAUGGCAGCGAUGUCACGACUCCGAGGCACUACUGAAACGGCACAACGAGAACUCCAUGAAUUAAUAUCAUGUCGGGAGAAGGAGAAAGCGCGAGGGGAAGAGAAUAUCAAAUUCUUCGCAACUGUCAUUCGAUCCCCUGUGUUGAAACCACUGAUUCUGAUCAACACGUUCAACUUACUGCAGAUUCUGUCAGGAAGUUAUGUCGUUAUAUUUUAUGCCAUCAAAAUUGUUGAAGAAGCCGGCGGUUCUCUGCCGCCUGAGAUGGCAGCCAACGCAAGCGCUUUAGUAAGGUUAGCAGUGACGAUCCUCGCUUGCAUCUUGUUACUGCGGCUCACUCGUCGGACACUCGUCAUGAUUUCUGGCAUUGGAACUUCUGUCUGUACUCUGGCGUUGGCCGCCCUACUCGCGCAAGGCCCCGGUACAGGCAUCGCGCCGCCAGUCCUGAUCCUCGCAUACGUUGGCUUCAAUACCUUAGGAUUCUUUGUACUGCCGGGGCUUAUGAUAGGCGAAUUACUGCCCACCAAAGUCCGUGGGCUCUGCGGAGGCUAUAUUUUCUGUUUCUUUAAUUCAUUCCUUUUUGGUUUUACCAAACUUUACCCUGCGAUGAUGAAGAAUAUAGGAAUAGCGGCUGUCUUUAGUUUCUUCGGUAUUUCCGCUGCUCUUGCCACAAUUCUACUUUUCCUUUUAUUACCAGAGACGAAAGGGAAAUCUCUUUUACAAAUAGAACAGUAUUAUCAAAAGCCGAAUAUAUUGUGGCUGUCUCGUAAAAAAACAACCGGUAGUCAAAACGUUUGAGCCAUUGUUUAUUAGUUAAAUAAACUGUGAUUGACAUAUGUUACUUGACAUAUUAUUGUAGGUACUUAAAAAUAUAUAUUUGUUGUGAUAAACAUAACCGCAGUGAUAUGUCAUUAACUUACAUAAAUAUAUAAAUCGUGGCAUAUGUUUAUUUGCCGCCGUGACCUUAAAGAAUAUUAUAUGGUCUUCUCGCAUUAAAACUGUAUAAUAAUCUCAAAACUUACUAAUUUUAGAGGAGAGUGUUUAAAAGGUUUAAAAUGUGAUAUUUUUAAUAUUAAUCAUCUUUGUAACAUUUAUUUUUUAUUUUUUACCAGUUACAUUAUCUGUCUUUUAAAGUAAGAUAAAAUUAUACAUUAAUUUUUUGAAUAGUAGUCAAAACAUAGGUAAACUAAAAAAAACUAAAACUAAACUACGUUCUAUUGACAGUUUUUAUGAGAAAAAUACUGGUGAUACCAAAUGAUUCCGCAUAUUAAUUCAAUUUCGAAUAUUUUUGGAAAUGUGUAGUGCACUUUUAAUGCGAAAAGACGAUGUUAAAUCCUAUAAUGUGCCUUGUUAAUUAAAUUAAUUAAUAUUUUGACGUAAAUAUAUAUCGAGUGUAUUACGAAAUACAUGGUUUAGGGAAAUUAAAACCGCAAGCUGAUUUGCGUAAUUUUCAAUUGUAGGGCAUGUUGAAAGGCCACAAGGGCCAGAACCACAGUCCUAUUUCUGCAAAGGAAUUGUUAAAUUAAUCCUAUGCAAUAACGACUUCGACCUUGUGUCUCUAGUCUGAAGGUGAACAACGGAAUUCAGAUUAUGAUCUCUAUGCGCUUUAUAAAAGGCGUGACCUUAUCACCCUAUUUGACCUAAAAAUAAGUUGACAAACAACAUUUGAAGUUCCAGUAAAAACUUACACUAGAUAAGAGAGCUUAUCAGCAAAUCUGUGGCAAAGAAAUACCUACAACAUUAUUUGGGAAUAGCAAAGUAUACAUUUUUAGAUAUUUGUGUGUUGAUAUAUACAUUUGCAUCUAAAGCUUGAGAUAACUUAUCAGCGAAACUUAUAUUGCAUAACGCACAUAAAUGAUGGAACAUAAAACGUUUAAAUUCAUAGAAAUAAGAUUAUGAUCUUACAUCAUUAUAUAUUAUGUCCAUGAUAUAUUAACUAUAUAUUUUGUGAUAUCUCUACGAUUUUACAUAUGAAUGGAAAAAAAUAUGUUGCUAAACUUAUAGGUACGUGUGUAACACCAAAAAUAUAGUAAAAUAUAUAAUUUUGUAUGUAAAGGCAUUUAAAGACGUGUAUCUGUGAUUAAAUCAGUAACGUUGUCCUACUGUAUUAUGUACCGAAGCACAACUUUAUACUGUAAGUAGUAUUAUUGACAAUGAAUCUUCUAUGACACAAGUUAUUCGAAUGUUACAAAGAUUUGAAUAAAAGUAUUAAAUUUA
Molecule: messenger RNA, 3526 nt
Organism: Bombyx mori (domestic silkworm)
Lineage: Eukaryota; Metazoa; Arthropoda; Insecta; Lepidoptera; Bombycidae
Product: facilitated trehalose transporter Tret1
Exons: 7
Coding region: 539-2107 (522 amino acids)
Biological process (GO): transmembrane transport
Cellular component (GO): membrane
Molecular function (GO): transmembrane transporter activity
Source: RefSeq, a predicted model, not a curated record